This is a messenger RNA of Habropoda laboriosa, 3899 nucleotides long. RefSeq names its product semaphorin-5B (gene Sema5c). The transcript has 14 exons. Gene Ontology annotation, molecular function: semaphorin receptor binding; chemorepellent activity. The record is from RefSeq and is a predicted model, not a curated record. Lineage: Eukaryota; Metazoa; Arthropoda; Insecta; Hymenoptera; Apidae. Bases 275 to 3490 code for a protein of 1071 amino acids. Gene Ontology annotation, biological process: axon guidance; semaphorin-plexin signaling pathway; negative regulation of axon extension involved in axon guidance.
AGUCGAGUGCGUUACGCGUUUCACGCUCGGAUCGAACGCAGACUCGGAUCUCGUCGCGGUGAGCGGUCGAUGUAUCCGGAAGACGCGUUCAGUAGUUGGAUUUGCCUCGGCGAUCUGGAGGUUCUCGGUGGAAAUUAAAGGACUAGGACGGAGGAUGCGGAGAAAAGUGGAAAGGGAAACGGUAAAAUCCGUGGAUACGUGAUCGAUCGGCUUCCCUCGGAACCCGUAAGAAACGUGCAGAACCAGCAAGAGGACAGAACGCGCGACGACCGGAAUGGACCGGUGGCCGGUGCGCCUCGCGUUCCUCGGGGCGCUCGUCGCCAGCAUUCGCGCCGUCGACGACUUUCGAGGCAUCUCCUACGAAGAUCUGGCGGACGCUAGCCUGUUCCAACAAGAGGGAGUCACCACGUAUUCCCAGUUGCUGUUCGACGUCGCUAGACAGCAGGUGGUCGUCGGGGCACGGGACAACCUCUAUCGGCUGACUCUGGCGUCGUUGUCGCCGCUCGAGCAUGCCUCUUGGCCCGCGUCCGAUGAGAAGAGCAACACCUGCCAGAACAAGGGCCAGAGCGACGAGGAUUGCCGCAACUACGUGAAGGUGUUGCUCAGCAAUGGCAAGAGCCUGUUCACCUGCGGCACCUACGCCUUCAGCCCUUGGUGCACUUGGAGAGAGAUCGAGAAUAUCAGCAGCGUGACCAACGAGAUGUCCGGCAUCGCGAUGUGCCCUUACUCUCCACGCGCCAACGUCACCGCGCUUUUGGCCAGAGGUCCGACCGGCGGUCUCUUCACCGGUGCGCCCACGGACUUCUCCGGCGCUGACCCAGCCAUCUGCAGGACCCUCGCCACGCCUAAUCUUCGGACGCACCAGUACGACUCCAGGUGGCUCAACGACCCGCAGUUCGUCGCCAGCUUCGAAACGGAAGACCACGUCUACUUUUUAUUCCGCGAAUCGGCCGUCGAGUACAUCAACUGCGGCAAGAAAGUCUACUCGAGAAUAGCCAGAGUCUGCAAGAACGAUCGAGGCGGUCAGAUCAUGAUGAGAGACGUUUGGACCACCUUCAGCAAGGCUCGCCUCAACUGCUCCCUCCCCGGAGAAUUUCCCUUCUACUACGACGAGAUUCAAGGUGCGGUCUACCAUCCGGAAGAGGGCAUCGUUUACGCGACCUUUACCACGCCCAUCAACGGCAUCGCCGGCUCAUCGAUUUGCGCGUUCAACAUGUCCGCGAUCACCGGCAGCUUCAACGGGCCGUUCAAACACCAAGAGAAUUCGGGCGCUGCCUGGGAGAGGAGACCCGUCUCCCAUCAUAAUCGACAGCGGUGCGGCUCCUCGGCAGAUGUCGCUCCCCAUCAGAUCGUGGACAACCAGCGGUACCAAUUGAUGGACGACGCGGUCCAGAGCACCACGCUCGAACCUCUCCACACCGCGAUACACGAGAGGUUCACGUUGAUCGCCCUCGAUGUCACGCCCACUAAAUUGCAUCGCGGCGUCACGGUCCUCUACGUCGCCACUGAUCUUGGCCUGAUUAAAAAGAUCUCGAUACUGCCUCGCACCCAACAGACCUGCAUCGUCGAGGUCUGGGGACCUUUGCCCUCCACGCCCCUCACCUUGCAGUUCCUCAAGGACACGCAGAGUCUCUACGUCGGCAUGGAAGUCGGCCUUUUGAGAGUACCAGCAGUCCAGUGUCAUCGACAUCGCAGUCGUCAAGCUUGCUUGAACGCUCAAGAACCGUACUGCGGAUGGGACGAGCUUCUGAUGAUGUGCGCACCUGCCCCGAAGCGAAAUCAUCUGGCCAAUCACUGGCACCAAGAGGUAACAAAAUGUCCCGUUCUCACGGAUCCUGUGGACGGCGGAUGGAGCGCUUGGAGCUCUUGGUCCCCCUGCCAACACGGCGCCGCCACGGAACAACCUCAUUCUCUCCAUUCUCAUUAUUAUUCCGAGCAGACGGAGAUCGGGGACACUUGUCUGUGCCAAACGCGAGAAUGCAACAAUCCUCCACCGCGACACGACGGCGCCAAUUGCUCGGGCGCCAGGGUCAGAGUGGCCAACUGCACGGUUCACGGUGGCUGGACAGCCUGGUCGGCCUGGUCGGCGUGCUCGCAAACUUGCGGGUUCGCGAUGAAAACGAGAAGGCGGUCCUGCACAAAUCCUGCUCCCGCUUUCGGAGGACGAGUCUGCGUAGGCCACGACCACGACGACAUCGUCUGCAUAGAUCUACCACCCUGUCCCACGCCCGCCAAGGCAACUCCGCUCCCGCAAACUGGCCAGUGGUCCUCCUGGGGCGCUUGGAACUCUUGCUCCCGACCAUGCAACGCCGGAAUGCGUAUACGAAGGAGAAGCUGCGAAAGUUCGUCGCAGCGGAAGGCCUCCACCGUCGAGUGCAACGGGUGCGACUUUCAGGUGGAGGAGUGCAACACUCAUCAAUGCGUCGAGACGAAGAGGUACUCUGGCUGGACGCCCUGGUUGGCAGCUAACGCCAGCCUCCAGAACGGAAAUAUCGGCUACGUGGAGAAGCGAUUUCGUUUCAGUUGCUGCAGGAACGACGGAUCCUGCAUGAGGGGAAACGCGAAUCAGAACGCGUACGGGGAGCUCGGCACGGGGGAGACUGGAUGGAACGAGUGGUCCUCCUGGUUGCCGUGCGAUCGCCCUUGCGGAGGAGGUUCCCAGCACAGAGUGAGACAAUGCGAAUCGUCGCCCUGCGACGGCGUGUCGCGUCAGACUAGGCUCUGCAACGUACAGCCGUGUCGGGCAAGCGGGACGGGAAACGGCGGUCCCGACGCGGAAGGGCAAUGGUCGUGCUGGACGGAUUGGUCCGAGUGUUCGGCCUCGUGUGGGAUCGGUGUACGCACCAGAACGAGGGAGUGCUUGGGUCCGGAGAGUUGCGAAGGGCCGCGACUUGUCAGAGAGACUUGCGAGAUGCCCAGCUGCGAGUCCCUGCAAGGUUGGGACAGUUGGUCCCGCUGGACGUCCUGCGACGACGACCAUCAGCAGCACCGGAAGCGGCAGUGCCUUCAGCAUGGGAACGGAAUGUGUCAGGGACCCGGCAGGGAGACUCGCGACUGUUUGCCCGAUUGCACCGACAAUGACGUGAACGCCCUAAGGUCCAGCGUGGAGAGCUCAGGCGUGACAAUUGGAGCGGUGGUGGGCAGUUGCGUGGCCGGGUUUCUGGUCGGGUUGGCCGUGACAACGGUGUUGAGUUUCUGCUACCUGAAGCGGCGACAGCAACGAAUUCCCGGCAGUCCGCACUACAUCACCAAGCAGAAUCCUUACGUGACAGUCCCGUUGAAAGAGGUGAACGCCAAGCGACAGCCCAGCUUCUCCGGUAGCACGAACGGUACCGGGACUCUCCGCGGCAAGAACAAUCCGAACGUGAACGGCCUGGGAAGUCCGAAACCGUAUCCGAAGAGCCUCGACUACGAGUCCGCUACCCUGAAGCGCAACAGUCACGGGCAACAGCACAUUCGAGUCGAUUUGGAUCAAGACAAAUAUUACUGACGACGGAUCGACAAACACAGGAGCAAGUUCGUUAAUCGACCUUUCCGCCAUGAAGGCGAGCGAACUGUCAGGCGAGAUCCGUCUCUGCCGCGACCUCGGUGCGCACGCGGAAUUCUUUCUUUAUUUUAAAAGGCAGACGCACGAUGCCUGUCGGUUUUGCAUCGAACGAUAUAGUGCCAUCGCGAAGUCUCGUUGAACGUGACAUGGGAACGGACGAGAGUGUAAUGUGUAUGUAUGCGAGAGUGCGUACGAUUGUGCAUUCGUCGCACACGUCGCGUCGAUCGAAUCUUUUUAUUUUAUUGGCUCACAUUGAGUCGCGGCCACGCGUCGACUCGAACGCGCGAACAAUAGCCGAGAAGGAGGAUGCGAAACGAGCGCGAACGGACGACGUUUUACGACUGAACAAUUU